GUCUCAUUCAUCAUUCAUCAUUCAAGCAAUUUGCUAUGAUGAGGAAGAUUCCUCGUCGAAGAGAAGAUUAUCUAUCUAUCUGGGUUAAUUAUUACCCUUUUUGAACAAACCAAAAUAGAUCAAAUGCAAACUCAUGAUGAUUCACCGUUCAUCCAUCUUCAACAGAAGUAGAACCCAAAGAGCUAGCUAGUAUAACUCUACAUAGAUCACUUCAGACUUGAAGAUCGAUCCUAAAAUGGACAAGAGAUUGCGUAAACACCCAGUAAUCUGUGAACAAGAUCAGUUCAAUUGCAUGAUGGGGCUUAUCAGUAUGCUCGAUUUCCGCCGCCAACGUCGUCUAAAUCAGAACCUGCUUUCAACCCAGAAACGCCGCAACAGCGUCGUUAAUAACAAGGAUGGUUUCACUCGAGGAGGAGACUUGAAGAGUAAAGUUUAUUUGCCAAACCCUUGUGUAAAAUCGGAUCAAGUGGAGGAAUCAGUCAAGACAAAGAAGAAGGUAAGAAGGGCUUCUCGUGGAGGAGAUGAUCUCGAGUUACCGGUUUAUCAAUGCAGAGACGAGGCAACUCAUAAUUCUACCGAAAAAUUCUCGAAAGCAGUAGAGGUUCUAAACUGGAACAAAGAGUUAUGUCUUAAGCUACUCCAAGAUCCAAACUCACCCAAUUUGCAGGAUUUACAAACAAAAGCAGGAAUCGAGGAGGUGGAGGAAGAGAAGAAGAUUAAGUAUGACAAUCUCUUGAAGAAGAUUAAGAAUGAUAAACAUGAACAUAACAGUGCAGUUGUGGUUAUGAAGCCAAGGCCAAGAACUGUGGCUAUUUCAGAAGAUGUAUCAUGUAACUGCUCUAUCAACACUCACCAUAGCUUGCGUAAAGGACAGCAAUCUUCUAAACCGGUUACAUUCUCGAAAAGUAUCAAGAAAAAAUGCAGUAAAGAGGAGGAGACUUGGAAGACUGCCAUUAGAAUGGAAGAUAAAUCAAAUUCCACUAUUGAGAAGAAUAAGAAGAAGACAGAAAAUGCAUGUCAGGUUCUUUCAAUUGUCAAUGAUUCCAAACAAAAACAAUUUGACAUAUAUUUGGAGGCCAAAAGGCACAUGUCUCAGAGACUAAGGAAUUUGGUCCAAGAUGGCGCCUCUUCAAGCCAAGAACAGCCGAAAACCCUAAGGAGGAUACUCUCUCUGCCCAAACAGGAAUCCCCCACUUAUCAUCAUCCUCCCAAAGAACAAAAAUUAGAAGAUCCCACCAAAACUGCUGCUGCUGAUGAUCAGUUAGGAGUGUCGGAUACAGACAAGGAGAAGAGGAUUGUGAACGAAAAUGGCAGUUCAAGUAGCAGCUGCAAGUUAAGCUCAGGAAUGGGGAAACGAGAAUCUGAAGAAUGGGCAAGUGGUGGUAGGGAAGAGCAUCCAAGUCCAGUUUCUAUUCUUGAGCCAUUCUUCACUGACUAUCUCAGUAGCCCCUCUACUCCUGGAUCUCAAUCGGCUAAUUCUUCCAUGCUGUUACUGCCUCAUCGCCUCGACUUUGAAGAAUACUCUAGUGCUACUAUCCUUUCAUCUCCAGCUCCGAGUGGCAUUCUAGGAACAUGUUUGGAUGACUAUGAAGAUGACGAUGGUGGUGGCGAAUCUGAUAGGAUCUCCAAGUAUGUUAAAUCAGUUCUGCGAUCUUGCCCAAUGAACUGGGAAGAUAUCUUCUUGAAAAUGGACAUGUCAGGAAAUGUGUUGGACCAAAUGUUCUUCGAUGAAUUGGAACUUUGUCCUACAGAUUCUUAUUGGAAACACAAGGUCCUGUUUGAUUGUACAAAUGAAGCUUUCUUGGAUACAUGUCGAUCCCAUUUCAGCUCACUUGCAUGGCUUUCGGGAUUUAACAAAGAUUUGUUUGUUGUUGAUCGUGAGGUUGUCGAAAGAGUAAACAGGUACUUUGUUCAUCACCCAAUGCCACAGACUUUGCAAGAUCUUGUCACGGACGAUGUGAUGAAGACGUGGAAAUGGAUGGAUCUUGGCUUCGAUAUUGACUGUGUUGCGUUUCGGAUAGCUGAUUUUAUUCUCGCUGACUUGAUAUUCGAUAUAAUUUAACUGAGUUUUUCGAAGAUUGAAUAAAUUUAUUUGAUUUUGUACUGAAUUAUUGUUGUUGUUAUUAUUAUACAGUAUUACUAAGUACUCUCCUAAGAGAAAAAUAUGAAUAGCAAAUAGUUUUUCUUUUUAAUUGAGUUGAGAGUUUA
Impatiens glandulifera is the source of this 2208-nucleotide messenger RNA. RefSeq lists its product as uncharacterized. The transcript has 4 exons. Bases 236 to 2062 code for a protein of 608 amino acids. The record is from RefSeq and is a predicted model, not a curated record. Lineage: Eukaryota; Viridiplantae; Streptophyta; Magnoliopsida; Ericales; Balsaminaceae.